Molecule: messenger RNA, 777 nt
Organism: Quercus lobata
Lineage: Eukaryota; Viridiplantae; Streptophyta; Magnoliopsida; Fagales; Fagaceae
Exons: 1
Coding region: 1-777 (258 amino acids)
Source: RefSeq, a predicted model, not a curated record
AUGUGCAGGGCGUUCCCGACCACGCUGAAGGGGCCUGUGAGGGUUUGGUUUAGUAGGUUGACGUCGAACUCCAUCAAUACUUUCAAGGAGUUAAGCGCCCUGUUCACCUCACACUUCAUAGGUGGACAUCGAUAUAAAAAGUCCAUCGUGUGCCUAAUGAAGAUCAAGCAGCGAGAAGACGAGACGCUGCGAGCCUACAUAACUCGUUUCAACAAAGAAGCCCUCUCGAUUGACGAAACUAACGAUAAGAUACUCGUAGCCGCGUUCACUAGCGGGCUAUGGAAGGGUAAGUUCUUGUUUUCCUUAUACAAGAAUGACCCAAAAACCAUGACGGACGUUCUCUACAGGGCUACCAAGUACAUGAACGCAGAAGAUGCGCUGCUGGCCCGCGAGGAAAGGCCUAAGAAGAGGGAAAGGCAGGAGGACACGAGACAAGAUAGGGGCCGAAAGGUCGCUAAAACCAGGGAUCAACGUGAUGAAAAGCGCUCCAGACCCCCCGUAGGAAGAUUCACUAAUUUCACCCCGUUAACCGCCCCGAUCGAUCAAGUAUUGAUGCAAAUCAAAGAUGAAGGAGCAUUCACCUUCCCUGGAAAAUUAAAGGGAGACCCCAACAAAAGAUCAAGAGACAAGUAUUGUCGCUUUCACCAGGACCACGGGCACGACACAGUUAACUGCUAUGACCUGAAGCAGCAGAUUGAAGCCCUAAUAAGGCAGGGGAAACUACAGAGGUUUGUCAACAGGGAAAGAAUUGAUACGCCGGAGGAACAGGCCCCAUGA